AGGUGCGGGGAAAUUUCUCAGGGUCUCACGCAGCGCCCGUCGGUGCGGGGGAGCACGUGACGGCGAUACGGUGGGCUGCGAGGAGGAAAAGAUAAUCUUUGCUUGCAUCUCGUUCCGGUCUCAGUUUAGUUUAAGUCAUUGGGGGAGAGGGCGUUUUAUAAGUUAUGUGGUGCAUCAGGGCCUCAAUUAUAGAGCUCUUGACGUUAAGCUCAAAAGGGUGCUCUGGUCCAGUACGCUUCUGAUUAAGGCUUAGACUAUAUCUUUAGCUUUUCUCUUCUUCCUCCUCUUCCUCGUUCGUCCUACGCCUCUGUGUUUCAAGCUCCGGGAACAAUGUCUCCGGUGCCGAGCCCACAUCAAUCACACCUUCUAGGCCACGGGGCAAGGAAAGAGAAGCGGAUGAGGAAGGUGGAUACCUUUGCGCCCCACAACGACGGCCACCAAUGGAGGAAGUACGGCGAGAAGAAGAUAAACAACUGCAACUUCCCCAGGUACUAUUACAGAUGCACCUACAAAGACAACAUGAAUUGCCCGGCCACGAAACAGAUUCAGCAGAAAGAUCACAGUGAUCCCCCAUUGUAUCAAGUCACCUACUACAAUGAGCACUCAUGCAACAGCGCCUUUCUUGCUCUUACCCCCACAGAGUUCCAGUUGCAGACCGCAUCUGGGAAAGCCGUCUCCAUCUGCUUUGAUUCAUCUGGGGCUCAAGAACCGGCAGCCAAUGCCAGCUCGCCUUCUUCAAGUGCAGUGCCUCGUGGCACGCCUUCGGAGAACAAGAACCAAACCCUCCGGCUUUCAGAAGCCCAUUCUUCUUGGGGCCCCGGUGUCAUAGAACAAAAGCAGGUCUGCACUGAACUCCAAUCCUGCAGCACCGAGUGCCAAGAUGCAUAUUCAGCCGGUACAAUUUCUGAAGACAUAGAUGCAGGAAGAUUCGGUUCUAUCAGAUUCUUCCAUUUUUUGUAAAUGGAUCAAUGGAAGACAAUUGAUUUUACUUCAAAGAACUAAUAUGAUACACAUGUUUUUUUCCAUCUACAUGCUAGAGUACCAGGUAUUUGCGUGUGAGAUGUGGCCAUGAUUUUCUUAGUUCAGUUGAAAUACCACUGCUAAUUCAAGCAGCAGAGUUCAUUCCUGCAAACUCUCAGGCUAUUUGUGUUGAGACAGUGCAGCAUGUUGUAACUUCAAAAGUAAUGAAUGCAUUUGUUAUCCCAUUA
Brachypodium distachyon (stiff brome) is the source of this 1208-nucleotide messenger RNA. Its product is annotated as probable WRKY transcription factor 54. Lineage: Eukaryota; Viridiplantae; Streptophyta; Magnoliopsida; Poales; Poaceae. Gene Ontology annotation, molecular function: sequence-specific DNA binding; DNA-binding transcription factor activity. The record is from RefSeq and is a predicted model, not a curated record. Bases 331 to 960 code for a protein of 209 amino acids. The transcript is spliced from 3 exons. Gene Ontology annotation, biological process: regulation of DNA-templated transcription.